This is a messenger RNA of Agrilus planipennis (emerald ash borer), 4721 nucleotides long. RefSeq names its product tubulin polyglutamylase TTLL4. The coding region runs from base 190 to 3789 and encodes 1199 amino acids. NCBI's taxonomy places the organism in Eukaryota, Metazoa, Arthropoda, Insecta, Coleoptera, Buprestidae. The record is from RefSeq and is a predicted model, not a curated record. Gene Ontology annotation, molecular function: tubulin-glutamic acid ligase activity; tubulin binding. Gene Ontology annotation, biological process: microtubule cytoskeleton organization; protein polyglutamylation. Gene Ontology annotation, cellular component: cilium. The transcript has 14 exons.
GUCGGUGAUUGUAUCAACGCUUUCUUUUUAACACGCGGUCUGGAUGGUCUUCAUCCAGAUCCGUUUUUCAUAUUUUUUCCGAAUUUGUGUUAAAUACUGGUAUUUAUAGUAAAGAACUAACUCGUUAAUCAUUCAAACAACAGAUUCGGUCAGUUUGUUUGUGUCCUUCCUGUAGAAUAUCUUGUAAUUAUGUCCGAUCAAAACUUUGUAAAUAAUAGAAAAAUGGCUAGUUGUGAUCUUUCAUUAUCAUAUAGUAGCAAGUGUCGAUUCUCGUAUACCUCAUGGUCUUGGUGUCCAACCUGUGAUAAAGAAUCGCCUCGUCGAAGGUGUAGAAGUGAAUCAUUAGAGCCUUGCCGUAGAAAGGGUAAGGAAAUGAAAAAUUUUUCCCCUAGAAAAUACGAAAAGAAUCGAGAGUAUGAGAACAUGGAUUUAGAGUAUGAAAAUAAAGACUUUCGCUUUGAUAGCUGCCGUAUCAGAUCAAAUUUAUGUGAGUUGCCAACCACUUACAUUUCAAACAACUGCCAAUUGACAAAAGUAGUCUCAGAGUGUCAAAACGACUACAGUGACAGUUCAGAAAAAAGUUCAAAAAUUUACGAAAACUCAUUCAAGUCAUUUGAUGUUCGUAAUCAGACUUUAAAUUUUGGUAAUAUGUUAGAAAAACAGGACAAAGACAAAAAAGCACUUGCAAAAGAGGAAGAGGGUAAUAAGAGUUUGAAAAGUAUCAACAAAAUCAGUUUUUCAGUUGAUCAUGUUAAGCCCCACUUUCUACCAAAAAGCGCCGAUUGCAACCGGCAAUCACACUCAACCGGUGUCGCUAAAGUAAAUUCUCUGAAUGGCUUUUAUUCUGGAAACAACGAAAAAACAUUCAGGAAAUUUUUAGAAAAAAACAAGUCGAUUAAUACUACCAAAGGCGCCCAAAGUUAUCAACCUUUUAAAAAUUCAAAAGAGGUUUAUAAUAAAUUACUCGAAGCUGAGGCCAAAAAUGCCCAUAUUGUAAAUAAAAUUAAUUUAAUAGAAAGUUUCAAAAAUCCAGUGGAAAAUAUGAAAAAAAGUUCAGCACACAACAUUACAAACAAAGAAAAGCACCAACAAAGUGAUCAUACAGUGGACAAUCACGAGUUUACUUGUUCCCAAAAUGAAGAGAUAAACCAAGGUUUUCCUCCUAAAUUGGUCGAAAACCAACAAAAGUCACAUCUCAAAAGUCGGAUUACUCAAGCUGAAAGUAGACCCUUUACAAGUUUCAAUUUUAGCAACCAAAAAACACUUUUCGAAAAACAAAUUAGUCGAUUCGAAGAUUUAAAGAACCAACUUGAAAAUCAGAAAUCAUUAUUAGAAUGUCAAAAGGCGUACUUUGACCAGAAAAAAAAAGAUAGACCUGUAUCUUCACCACCUUGGCUAGCCAGUCCACCAAUUAAAACAACCGUUAGUAAACAACCUGUUAAGGUAACGAAGACAAACUUGGGGAACGUCGAGAUAACUAUUGGUGGAGCGCCUGUUUCCCACGACACCAACACUUAUUACGAAAACGCUAAAGACGUGUCAAAUUUGCGAGACAAAUACUAUAAGGAAAUUGAAAUGCUCAAAUCCAGGAUGAAUGAGAUAAGAGAAAAGGCCCUCUCUGGACAACAGUAUCGUUAUAAAAACGAUAUUAUUAAUAAUCUACAAAAUUCAACUCCGGAAAAGAAGGACGGCGGUUUAAAGGAUGCAGUUAAAAAAAGUGUUAAUGGGGCCCUUUUGAAAAAGAAAGAUUUGAAAAACGUUAAUAGUAAAGUUUCAUUAAAAACUAGAAAGCUUAAUAACGUCAAACUUAAAAAAACCAAGUCCAAAUUCUUAAACGGUGCCGAUUCAGGUCCAGACAGUGAAUACAGCGAUUCAGAAGAUUGUGAAGGGCUGGACAUAACAGAGUCAGUACAAAGUAUUGAUGCCACUAACUCAAAAAAUACAAUCAAUGAUGAUAAUGAGAAAGGAGAUGGCGAUAAUUGUUCAUGGCCUUUAAGGGAAAGUUUAUUUCCGCACAUCCCUCCUUAUAUCCGAUUCAAUAUGCACAAUGGAGAACCGUUUAAGCUACCUGCAGGUCGAAAAUAUAUGAAAUGGAAAUUAACUAAUAUCACUCCCGUUUUAGUGCGCAACACUCUAACGAACACUGGGUUUAGAUUGAUAAGAAGUGAGUUUACUAGAGAGUCUACUGAGUGGGUGGGUACAUGGGGGAAACAUAUGAAAUCUCCCAUGUUUAAAACACUGAAGGAUAGCCAAAAAUUAAACCAUUUUCCUGGUACAUUCCAAGUGGGCAGAAAAGAUCGACUUUGGAGGAAUUUACAAAGACUUAUGUUAAUGUAUGGCCAUAAAGAAUUUGGAUUUAUCCCCAGAACGUACAUAUUACCCCAGGAAGUGAAAGUUUUAAAGCAAAAUUGGAAGAAUGGCGACGACAGCGAAAAGUGGAUUAUCAAACCUCCUGCUUCUGCCAGAGGUACGGGCAUACGGGUAAUACAUAAAUGGUCUCAGUUGCCAAAGAAGGCAAAUUUAAUAGUGCAAAGAUACAUUUCCAAUCCAUUUUUGAUCAACGGUAACAAGUUUGAUUUACGCCUCUAUGUUUUGGUUACAAGUUUCAAUCCUCUAAGAAUCUACCUGUAUCCGGAUGGUCUGGUCAGGUUUGCUAGUGUUCAGUACAGUGAUAGCAACAAAGACCUUAAAGACAGAUACAUGCAUCUGACAAACUACAGUAUAAACAAAUUGUCGAGUAACUACACCGCCAAUGACGACGCCAAUUCAUUUCAGGGCCAUAAAUGGACUUUAUCGAAAUUAUGGGAGUAUCUUCAAACUAGAAACGUGGAUACAAAGGGUUUGUGGAGGUGCCUUCAACAGUUGGUCAUAAAGACCAUGAUUAGUGGGGAAAGCACGAUAGUCCCAUUAGGGAAAGAUAAUAUGAGCAAUAGGUACAAUUGCUACGAACUCUUUGGCGUGGACGUGUUGUUGGACGAGAAUUUGGACCCCUGGUUAUUAGAGGUAAACAUAUCCCCUAGUUUACAUAGUCAAUCGCCUCUAGAUGCCCAUGUAAAAGGUCCCAUGGUACAAUCUUUGUUCAAUUUGGCCCAGUUUCACGUCCCGCCAAAAGUUAUUAAGACUGGUUGCAACUUUGAGUGCUACAACUCAAAGUUAUACUCAGUUCAUUUGUUUAAGAAAGAACAAGGCAAACAUAUGCAUUUUGCAGCGAAAGAGAGAAGAGAUGAGUAUUUGACCGCAAUAUUGGAAAAACUUACUGGCGACGAUGUUCGGCAUUUAACUCAAGCAGAAGACGAACUUCAAGUUAAAGGGCAGUUUGAAAGAAUUUUCCCCACAGCAUCCACGCAUGUAUACUUUCAAUAUAUGGAACCACGAUAUUACAACCGCCUGUUUGAUGCUUGGGAACACAAAUACGAAAGGAACAGAACAGCCGGGAUCAAACGCCUAAAGGAUCUAUGCGAAACUAAAAUGCAUUUGAAGGUUGCGCCUGCGCCUAAAGUUGUUCAGAGCUCGCAGAACAUUAAUGUGACUCCAGAUCAAGUAAACAAUCCUACAAACGUGCAACAGCUAGAGCCAGAAAAGAGUGCAAUUCCACACAAUCUGUUCACCCUUAAUCCUGUAAAAGAACAACAGGGUGCAUUGUUUAAUAAUUUGAUAGUGCCUCAUUAUCAACAACUUCUACCUUCAAAAGAAGGCCAAAGUCACCCGACUUCGUCAUCUGACUAUACUGCUUGUCCUUUAAAAAUAAAAGAUGUCAUUAAUCCUUACGUAGCAACUCCUGUCGUUUGAAACAAGACUGAAUCGACACCACCCCCAUCGCACUUGUUUAGGUACGUUUAUUUUAAGGACAUCUAUUUCUGCCCUAUCCCUACGUACGAAUCAUGUUGUAUUUUUAUAAUUCGUCGUCAAUCUUUUAGAAGAUUUUUGAUUGUCAACCAGUCUUUCUGGACUAGUAAAUAAUAUAAACAUACCGUUUAUAAUUCUUUUUUCAGAUGGUUUAUGUGUAUUUUAAGUAGGGUUUUGUAAAACAUUGCUCUUUUUCUUUAAAAAGGGUAAUUUUAAUUUUUUGUUAAAUUUGUCCAUUUAUUUUUUGUAAGUUAAUUAAUAAUUUUCAUUAUAUUCCAAAAAUUAGUGUAACAAUAAAUAAAUAUAUACAGCCGAACGUAAAUUGAGGAAAAUAUAUGAAACAGUUUGUGCGAGGGUACGUCAAAGUAUUAAAUUUUACACCAAAUUUUUGUCCUAGAAUGUAUAUUUGUAAUAGGAUUCUAUAUUUUGAGGCUUUUGUUUGAACGAUUUCGUUUGUGUGGGUGAAUGAAAUAUGUACAAAGAAAUGUGUUUUCCAUGUAUUAUCUUUGUUUUGGGAAAUUUUCAAUUUCUUUUAACGUUAACUGCCAGUAGGUGUGCAUUAAUUUUAUUUCACUUAAACGGCCAUUUAUAAUUGUUUUUGAAAAGAUAGCAAAAAUGUGCUGCAAGGUAGUGGUUAACAAAAACCGAUAUACAUGUAAAAAUAAAUUAACUAUUCCGUACUAAUUGAGAAUUUAUUACUAUAUUAAAAUUUCGCUUUGAAAUUGUGUUCAUUUUUAAUACAUUUUUAUAAUUAUUGAAAAGAUUACAACGUAUUUGGAAGGCCUCAAAAUGUUGCUCACAACAAAAAAACCACAGCCUGUAUAGCACACAUUGUGCCAAACAAAACAUUGCUAAAUAAAUUUUACUAUUAUAAA